Messenger RNA from Xenia sp. Carnegie-2017, 2009 nucleotides. RefSeq lists its product as uncharacterized. The record is from RefSeq and is a predicted model, not a curated record. Bases 782 to 1642 code for a protein of 286 amino acids. NCBI's taxonomy places the organism in Eukaryota, Metazoa, Cnidaria, Anthozoa, Malacalcyonacea, Xeniidae. The transcript is spliced from 2 exons.
GACGUUUUUUGCUUACAGCACGUUUGCUUACAAGGUGACCGUUAACGUGUAUACUUUACCCCCCUGAGUGACUUUCCCAGUUCACUGGACUUUCCCAAUCGUCGACGCAAUUACAGAUGCGAGCUGGCUACCUAUAGGGUCAAUAUUACAAUAGAUAAAGAGGGCCUGUUGGUGUUCCCAACAUCUGUCUUUAAAAUGCUUUCUUUCCUACAACAGAAACAUAGUUUCACCAUUCUUGUUCUUUAUUAUGUCUAUGGGAGUUAAAUCCUGUUGUAGGCAAAUACUAGAAGUAUUUGUUCCAAUAUCGAUGGAAACAAAAGGAGUUUGUUCAAAAAUUAAAAAACAGUAAAUGCCUUACAUUCUCAGAGAUGAAAUGAGUUGCAGGGGGCCGUUUUUUUAGGCCAAACCGCACUUACAGACAAGUAUUCUCGUGAAGAAGAAUUUAUCAUCGGAACAGCCACUUGGGUUCAUCACGAUUGUGAAUAUGGGAGAGAAAGUCGGUUGCCAGCAAAAAAAUCAGUCUUCAUUCAGUAUUCAGAAAGCAAGCUAAAAUAUUUUACAUUUGCUGCUUAAAGUCGACAGUCAGCAGUGUUAAAUUUUUGGUAAUUGUUUGUCAGAAAUCAGUUUUUUAGUGGGCCAUUUCUCUAUAGUUAGAAAAUCUUAUCCGGACAGUCUUACAUUCGCAUUUCAGUUUAUACGAUUGAGGGAGCUUCCGUAAGUCCUGUUUCAAGAUACGCUGAUAGAUCACAUAAAUACAGUGUUCCCCUUUAUAGUAUGAUAUAUGGAAAUGUACAAUACAGACUUCUCCAUUUCGUUUGCGUCACAACCAUUAAAGACACUUCAUGAGAUGAGCGUUACAGAACGAAUUGGAUGUAUAAAAGAAAAAUAUCUUGAAGAACAGGUGAAAAUUUUCUAUGAUACUUUACAAAACGAGAUCCUUAGAGAACCAUUGAACAAAGACUUCAAGGAAAGGAGCGUUGUUGUGCCAAUUAAAACUGAGCACAAGAGAAGCUUAGCUAAUGGUGGACUUGUUAAAUUGAUCAUAGACUGGUUGAAAGAUAACGAACAUCUCCAUGGCAUUAGAGAUCCCCAAAACUUUGCAGUUGCACCAAAAUCCCAAAGAAUAUUUUCCUCGCCAAAAAUGAAGCGUAAAGUACAAGCCACUUCAUCGCAGGAACAAGAUAAGUGUCGUGAAAACACAUCUACAGACGAAGAAGGACUCAAUUCUUCAUCGAAGAGUGAAAAGAAUGAGUCCAAGAUUGAUGAGGAAAGAGAUAUGACCAAAGAAAAAGCAAUUGUCCAUACCAAUGCAAACAAUGAAACAAGCGAAAUUCAUCCCUUUGAAGAAGAGUCUGAUAACAAACUUGGACAAAUAGAAAAUUUGGACAGUUCAUCUCCUUUGCUUCCCGUGCCUGAAGGCAACGUUCAUGGUUCUUUGAAAGAAAGAAACGAUCCCAGCGUGGUCAUUAGAAUACCUGAAGAGGAUGCAAAAGUUACUACUUCAGGAGAAAUGGACAAUGAUGUUUGCUCUAAAAUGGAUAAAGAAAAUGUGUCGAUGAAUGAUAUCAAUCACUCAUUUGUUGGAAAACAUUCCGAGGAUGAAAAAUUUUUGAAUCACGAUAAAACUGUAGAAGCUCAAUAAAAGGACUCCAAGGCACUAUGUCCAUAUGCAUAUGUCAAAUAUCACAGGCCAAGUGCAUGGAACAAUGUCAACAAAGCAGCAAUGCUGACGAAUGUGAUGUUUUGAUGAGAAAGGUGUUCAUAAUUUAUAAAAAGAAUAUAGCUAGGUUUUUUUUAACAAACGGUACAGUUCCUGCAAUUUCAUCUUGUAUAAUCCAUAAUUUCUUUCAUUUUAUCUUGUAUAAUCCAUAAUUUCUUUCGUGCAUGAUCCUAAACGGUGAACCAUAAUUUAUCAUAAUUUUGUGUCAUACAUGCAUGUAAUAUAGAUUUUACUUUAGCAUUGUCAAAACUUGUUCUCUGUGUAAUAGUAAAAUUGCAGAUAAACCCAA